This is a messenger RNA of Durio zibethinus, 1607 nucleotides long. RefSeq names its product tetraacyldisaccharide 4'-kinase family protein (gene LPXK). The record is from RefSeq and is a predicted model, not a curated record. Gene Ontology annotation, molecular function: ATP binding; lipid-A 4'-kinase activity. Gene Ontology annotation, biological process: lipid A biosynthetic process. NCBI's taxonomy places the organism in Eukaryota, Viridiplantae, Streptophyta, Magnoliopsida, Malvales, Malvaceae.
UGUCUUUUCGUUGCUACUUUAAUCGUUCAAAUGGAGAAACUGAAGCGAGCAGUGAAAGAGAUCGCCUACGCUCAAGACCAAGCCAGGCUCUCGAAACUUCAUCUGUCUCUUAUCCCUUUCCUCUCCUUUGCUUCGUCCCUUUACGGCGUCGUUCUCUCACUCCGUCACGCUCUUUACCGCUCUGGCUUCUUCUCUAAGCACAGGUUGCCAGUGCCGGUAAUCAGUGUUGGGAAUUUAACGUGGGGAGGAAAUGGAAAGACGCCAAUGGUUGAGUUCGUAGCUAAAUUCUUAGCUGAUUAUGGAAUUUCACCUCUCAUUUUAACAAGGGGUUAUGCUGGUGGAGAUGAAGCUAAAAUGCUGCAAAGGCAUCUACUUGGAGGACCUGUAAAAGUUGGCGUAGGUGUAAAUCGGAUGGCCACUGCCAAUUUGUUCUUUGAAAAAUAUGGAUAUGUAGAUUGUCGUGGUAGUAAAUUCUCUGAGAAAACGUACCUUGACCAGAAAAUGGAAAGUCAUAUAAGUUCUGAAAAAAUUGGUGCUGCUAUUCUGGAUGAUGGAAUGCAGCAUUGGAGCUUGUGUCGUGACCUAGAGAUUGUAAUGAUUAACGGAUUAAUGCCUUGGGGAAACCACAAACUACUUCCACUUGGACCAUUAAGAGAACCUUUGACGGCACUCAAACGUGCAGAUGUUGCUGUAGUCCAUCACGCUGACCUGGUGUUAGAACAAAAGCUCAAAGAUAUUGAGUUAGUGAUUCAAGAAAUCAAAGAGUCACUUCCUAUUUUCUACACCAGAAUGGCUCCCUCAUAUUUCUCUGAAGUGAGAAAUAUAAGCAUAAAGGUGCAUCUGGGAGCUGUGCAUAAUGCAGUUGUAUUAUGUGUUUCUGCCAUUGGCUCUGCCGAUGCUUUUGUGCAGGUGAUGGAAAAGAUAGGACCAAUAUAUGUUGAUCGAUUUGACUUCAGUGACCAUCACUCAUUUCAAAUUAAGGAUAUUCAUAUGAUGAGAGAACGACUUAGACAACUUGAAGACAGAUUUGGUUGUCAGCCAAUUGUUAUAGUUACAGAAAAGGAUUAUGAUCGAGACCGAGAGAUUCUGAAACAUUUGCAUCCUUUCCAAGUUCUGGUGCUCUGUUCUGAAAUGCAGAUUAUUUCUCAUAAAGGGUGCAACGAGGAUACCUUCAAGUUGUUAUUGAAGGAACUACUAGAAGAGUGAACAUGUAGUUAUCAGGUACAGGAGUUUAGAUUGCAUUUGUACUUUGCAGGAGCACAAUUGAGAUCCAUCUGCACGAGUAUUUGUAUCCUGUUUUCACAUUUAAAUUUUUUUGGCCCGCGCUGUGGCGAAAGAGUGAUGGUAAAUGUAGUUGGCUAAGCAAAGUAUAAUUCUGUUUAUUGCUCUUGCAUGUUUAGGGUUCUCUUCUGCAGCUUUGUACUGUACCACCAAUCCAAUUCUUUAAAGAAGAGUUAGUACUGGAUACAUCUUUAGUUUUUAACAUGAGAAUGGAAGCUUUUCUUUCCUUCUAUAUUUAGAGGCAAAAGACUUGAGCAGACUGCAGUGAAUUCAAGGUAUUACCAUGAAACAUAAAAUUUGUGGCAGUUUUAGGUGAUGAGCUUACA